AUGUCCGACACAGACGAGCAGCAGUUAUGGGAUAUAUCCCAACCUCUGCCAACUGUCACGAUCGAUGAUGAAGAGCAACAGCAUAGAUUCUGGACUGGAAGAGGACCGGAUGAUUCCUUCGUUCAGGGAAGCAGUGAGCAACAAUCUACAUUCGAACUCGACUCUCCCACUCCAGUACGCACAAUUCCUCGAAUGCUUCCUACCGGCAGGACCAGUCCAUAUUUCCAGCAAAUCGGUCAAUCGAGUGGUAACAUCCACCACACAGAUACCAUCCCGGCCAAUCCACCCUCCGUUGCCACCCAAAGUCAACAUCGUCCUAGUACGUCUCAUCAUCAUGAAGCCGCUAUCUCCAGUACCUCUAUGAAUGAACCUACCCCACAGUAUACGCCACCGCCAAUUGAGUCCAUUGGCGACGAGGAACCUGUAGCUACGGCGGAGGUAAUCAAACAGCGCCAAGCAAAUCAGAAGACAGGUAUUGAGGAUGUUCCCAUUUCGAGACUUAUCAAUGAUCAGCAAAGACAAUGUUUCAAGUUCAAGUUUUUCAACAAGGUUCAAAGUGCUGUCUUCGACGAUGCAUACAAAGAAAGCGAAAACCUCGUCGUCUCGGCUCCGACGGGUUCAGGCAAGACUACUAUAUUCGAACUCGCUUUCUUACAAACCCAAACGGUCAUCGCGACCAAACAUGGAACACCUCUAUCAAUAUACAUCGCUCCUACCAAGGCUUUGUGUAGCGAAAGACAAAAGGAUUGGCAAGCGAGGAUGCAUACCUUACUUAACAUUGAAUGUACACAAAUCACCGGUGAUACCGGGGAUUUCGACACGGCUUGUCGACUUAUCAGGAAAUCGGACUUAGUCGUCUUUACCCCCGAGAAGCUGGAUUCGAUCACAAGGCACGAGAGAUGGGCAAAGCAGGAUUUCUAUAACAGACUCAAGUUGAUCAUGAUUGACGAAGUACAUAUCCUUCGUGAAGAUAGAGGUGCAACUUUAGAAGUUAUAAUCGCGAGGAUAAGGCAGAAUACCGCCGCGGUAAGAAUAGUCGCUUUGAGCGCGACCAUCCCGAAUAUCGAUGAUAUAGCAAGGUGGAUCGGUCAGCGAGAACCCGAUAAUCCGUAUGAGCUCUCGUCUGGGGUUUACCGAGGGGAAGAAGAUGAAGAACAUAUUCUAGAGAAGAAGGUUAUCCGGAUGCCUAAAGCCAAAGUAUACCAAUUUGGGGAAGAAUAUCGACCGGUCCAAUUAAUGAGGAAAGUAUAUGGGAUCGAAUGCAGCUCCGAAUGGGUCCUGGACACAAAGCUAGAUGCAGCGUUGUUCCCAAUACUCACUAAACACGCGCAAGGCAAGCCGGUUCUGGUGUUUUGUGCCACUCGAAAAGCGUGUCAGAAAACGGCCGAACUCAUCUUCAACUUGUAUCAAGAAUCACAGGCGAAAAGUUUAGUUCUUCCUUGGCAGCCUCCUAACCUCAUUGGCCCGAACAAGAUAGCAUUAUCAGAUUCGAAGCUCAGCAACUACGCUAGCUGUGGGAUAGCUGUUCAUCAUGCUGGUCUUACUUAUCCCGAUCGAAGAACGAUUGAAGAUGCAUUUAUCAAUGGAAACCUUCAUAUGAUUGUGUCAACCUCAACGCUUGCAGUAGGAGUCAACCUUCCUGCUCAUACCGUCAUCAUCAGAGGAACUACUGCAUGGCAUGGAGCUGUGACCGGGUUCAAGGAGUACUCGGAUAUCGACAUUCAGCAAAUGAUGGGUCGAGCUGGUCGACCUCAAUUCGAUAAAUCAGGUACAGUAGUCGUGAUUUGUGAACAAUCGAAGGUCAAGAAGUAUGAAUCCAUGCUGUAUUCCUCAACAUUACUUGAGAGCACCCUACAUCUCAACCUCAAAGAGCAUCUCAACAGCGAAAUUGCUCUGGGCACUAUCGAUAGCCUUGCUACCGCUCAAGCUUGGUUGAAAAAGUCCUUCUUAUACAUUCGACUCCAACAGAAUCCGAGCUACUAUUCUGCUACAUUGGAAAACGAAAUGGCGAAAUCUGAAGAUGACACCUGGGACGAAUACGCUACCCAUUAUCUUCAAGAAGCAAUAUCGAGGCUUGUACACGCUGGUUUUGUCGAACAAACUGCCAAAGCAGACCCAGGAGAGUUCAGAUUGCAGUCUAGUCCUUCAGGUCAGAUAAUGAGACGGUCAAUGAUCUCAUAUGGCACAGCAAGUAUGCUCGAAAUUAUGAGUAUCGAGGAAGAUGCGACACUCCGAGAUCUGCUCGAAAUCGUAGCCCGUGCGCAAGAAUUCCAAGAUCUGCGGAUUCGACCGGGAGAUGCGAAACUUUUGAACCAACUUCGUGUUCAUAGCGACACUAGGUUUCAAAUUCAUAGAAACGUCAAGGACUACUCAGACAAGGUAUUCCUGCUUAUGCAAGCUCAAUUCGGCAAUAUUGCCUUGGAUAUGGAGAAGAAAACAGAGGCUACUUCACCCUUACAAACUCAGAUGUUGAUCUUCACUCACGCCCAGAGGAUCGCUGCAGCGAUCAUUCAAAUUGCCUUUCAACGUGGUUACGGAGGACCGCUUCGAGCGGCGAUCGAACUGUAUCGUACGAUUGCAGCCAAAGCAUGGGAAGAUACAGCUGUCGUGUUUCGCCAAAUCGAUCAGAUUGGGCCGAUCUCGAUAAGAAUACUCGAGCACGAGAAUAUACGCACUUUCGAACAAUUUUUAGCUGCCGAUCAAUCUUGGCUUCAAGCGAAAUUGAAUAAAUUGUACAAGCCCGUGAGAGAGAUGAAGGAGAAGGUGAAAUCAAUGCCUCGUUUCCACUUAACUAUCGAGUUCGGAGAAAUUCAAAGUGGCAAGCCCCCUACACUGAUGCUCAAGGUCGACAUCCAACCAUUGACCGAGAAUAUGGCGGAAGGGAACCAACGUAAACAUGGGCGGAAAUCUAAUUCCGGCAAUUGGAAUUUCUCACUGCUCUUUCUCAGGGAUGAUGAUUCCUAUGUCAUGUACAGAAAAAGGUCCUUGAAACAGCUUAUCGCCUCGAAAGACAAGAGUGUUGAAGUGGGGGUUCCGCUCGAUAGGAGAUGCGAGAAAGUCAUUUGUCACUAUGGAGUCGACGAAGUGGCUGGAUGUUCCGGAACUGUCGAAUACAUUACCAAUCUUACCGAUGAUGAUUAUCCUAAGAGUGUCACUGAUCCUCCUGCGGGAACAAACAAAGAUGUCGAACUGGUUACGAAACGAUCUACAACUACCCUCUUGCCUACGACUGAAGAUGCACCUGAAAAGGAGGAAAUCAUACUCGACGGUCCAACUGCAAAAUCCAAAUCAUUCAAAGGCAAAAACACCAAACAUGGUCGAACCACGGAAAGCCCAGCUCCCAAAGUGAAAAAAGCUGAUCCUCAUCGACAUAGAGAGGAUCUUCCUGACGAAGCUUAUGAGAUGAUCAUCGAGGAUGUGUCAUCUGAUAACGAUGAUAUCAAGCCAGCUGAAAUCAAGCAUUCUCCACCUCCAAGCGAUCCGACUCUCGACUGGGAUGUGAAUGAUAUGUUUGCAGAUGUCAACUUUGUUUCCGACUCUUCUUCGGCACCUCAAUCGGUCUACUCAACAGAAGAUGUUAAGGGUGGAAAGGUUAUGAACAUAGGUUAUGAAAUUCUCGAUCAUCCACCUAAUCUUGAGAAUACCAAUUACGACAAUGAUCACCUUGGUAGGGAAUCGAGCUUCGAGUAUCCACUUGGCGAUUAUCAUACGAUGGAUCAAACCGAGCAAAAUGGUCAUAAGAGAGUUAUGGAGGACUACCCAACCGAAGAUACCUUCGAUCCCACUGAUAUACUCCCGCCUCUUGCGAAAAGACCGAAAACAGUCACGUUCAGUGGGACUGACGAUUAUCGCGUAUACCAACCUGCUGACCCGGCUGGACAAGAGUAUCCAGACGCGGGAGACCAUCAAGGUGGAGAUACUUGGCCUGAAAGUCGAUUUGAAGAAGGGGCAGAUGAAGAGUACGACGAGCUCAUGUGA
Molecule: messenger RNA, 3978 nt
Organism: Kwoniella mangroviensis CBS 8507
Lineage: Eukaryota; Fungi; Basidiomycota; Tremellomycetes; Tremellales; Cryptococcaceae
Exons: 32
Coding region: 1-3978 (1325 amino acids)
Molecular function (GO): ATP binding; nucleic acid binding
Source: RefSeq, a predicted model, not a curated record